AUGGGCGGCAGUGGUGAUGGGGGAGGUCACGUGGGCGGCGGCUUCCCAGUCGGGGGGGGCCCACCAAGCACCUGCACCGUCCAAACACAGGGCCGCCGCGGGACGUUGGACUGGACCAAGCAAAGUGUCGGCCACCGUGGCAGUCAGUGGCAGCUGUCGUUGUCUAGGGAGGCGAUGGAUGAUGGAUGGGUCUGCAUGCACAAGGGCUGCCCAUGGGCCAUUCGGGAGGGGGGGCACUUGGGUAGCAGUAGGAAGCCUGCGCCGCUGCUGGUCGCGUUUGUAGCCAGCCCGCCACCAGGACUGCGAUUCCUGUUCCGAUCUGCGAUUCAGAGCAGUGACCAGGGUCGCGCUCAAGCGGCAUCCGCCCCCAGUUGCCAGUGGGUAGUUGACGGCCUGCCCGCACCAAAGCAGCCAAAGCAGCCGUCCAGAGAAAUACUUGACCACUCCCGCCGUUUCAUUCCCAAUCCCGUUCGUCCCUUUCCUUCUCAAGACAGCUCGCGGGCUAUACCUAACACCUCGACGCUGCACCACUCUUUUCUGUCCCUGCGUGUCCGCGCCUGGCAUACCGCGGCCCAGCUCCCCCCCCCACAGCGAAAAGGCAGGGUCACGAGAACCACACGCGCCCACCCAUUCUACACUGUUGCCCUCGCUCCACACACCCAUCCACCACCACCACCUCCAUCUCCUCAACGGCGCGCGUGA
Molecule: messenger RNA, 702 nt
Organism: Bipolaris victoriae FI3
Lineage: Eukaryota; Fungi; Ascomycota; Dothideomycetes; Pleosporales; Pleosporaceae
Exons: 3
Coding region: 1-702 (233 amino acids)
Source: RefSeq, a predicted model, not a curated record